AUGCGAUUUUGUUCAUUCAGAUCAAUCAAUCAAUCAAUCUAUCUAUCUAUCUAUCUAUCUAUCUAUCUAUCUAUCUAUCUAUCUAUAAUUUUUUUCUACGGCCUCUAUUAUUUUUUUAAACCUCCAUUUUUUCAUAUUUUCCCAAUUGUUUCUUCUUCUUUUUCCUUCCCUAUCUUAUUUCCCUGUUUAUCUUAUUAUAUCUUUUCCUUCAAUCCUUUAUCCCUCCGUUGCCUUCUUCAAUCCAAUUUUUUUAUCUUCAUUUCUUCAAUUAUCUCGGCGCCUUUCUUUUCCUCUAUUUUUCUCUCUGCUUUCAGUUUUCAUUUCUUCUUCUUCUUCUUUAUCUUCUUCGUCGUCGUCUUCUUCUUCUUCUUCUUCUCCUCGUCACAUCGUUAUGCACGGGUCAUUGUUUGUUCAUCGAAGUCCAUCGAUCUGCAAUCUACAAUCUUCAUUGACUUAGUUGAAUCUGUUUGCAAAACACGUCAGCAACGGCCGCCUCUGUCCGGUCCGGUCGAGGCCGGACAACAGUGGACGAAAAUCAGAAUGGUCGAAUCCAAAACGGUGCAGGUGUGUAUGCUGUGCAUGCCGGGUAAUCAAUGCUUAUUGCUGCCUCUUCCACUGGUCGCCAUUCCUUUCCUCCCACGUACGUUCUUGUGUUUCUCUUGGACCGUUGGGCGUUCGGCUUGA
Acanthosepion pharaonis is the source of this 684-nucleotide messenger RNA. The record is from the annotation of a GenBank genome assembly. NCBI's taxonomy places the organism in Eukaryota, Metazoa, Mollusca, Cephalopoda, Sepiida, Sepiidae.